Sinocyclocheilus anshuiensis is the source of this 3171-nucleotide messenger RNA. RefSeq names its product solute carrier family 52, riboflavin transporter, member 2-like. The coding region runs from base 44 to 1360 and encodes 438 amino acids. Gene Ontology annotation, cellular component: plasma membrane. NCBI's taxonomy places the organism in Eukaryota, Metazoa, Chordata, Actinopteri, Cypriniformes, Cyprinidae. Gene Ontology annotation, molecular function: riboflavin transmembrane transporter activity. Gene Ontology annotation, biological process: riboflavin transport. The transcript is spliced from 4 exons. The record is from RefSeq and is a predicted model, not a curated record.
AUGGAUGCUCUAACUCAACUGUGCCCUUUUCUUAGACAUAUAAAUGGCAGAUACAUGGUGGAAUCAUGCCAUCGUUACACAUAUUCUGGUGGCCCUGUUUGGAAUGGGCUCAUGGAUCUCUGUGAACUCAUUAUGGGUUGAGUUGCCGGUUGUUGUAGGUGUUCUACCUGAAGAGUGGAACUUGCCAGCCUAUCUUUCAGUGCUGAUUGCAUUUGGGAAUUUGGGUCCAGUGGCUGUGACUUUAACCCACCACUUUGCUCCAGGAUGGCUGAAUGAACGCAUGGUCAUCCACAUCAUACAAGUGCUAGCGGUGGUUGCAGCUGUGUUUCUUGCUCUCUUUUGGUCCCAGGUGGUCACAGUUGCUGGAGAGCCAAGAUCUGUCCCAUUCCUGCUGCUUACUUUUAUCCUGUCAUUUGUCUGCUGCACUUCCAACGUCACCUUCUUACCCUUCAUGUUCCGUUACCCCCCGCAAUACAUCCGGACAUUCUUUGUCGGACAGGGUCUUUGUGCACUCUUUCCCUGUGUGGUCGCUUUGGGGCAGGGUGUAGGGAAACUAGAGUGCAGUGAGACGGCCAACGGCACAAAGCCCCACUAUCUCAAAGAAAACUUCCCAGCCCAAAACUUUUUCUGGUUCUUGUCUGUGAUGCUAGCAAUUUCGGCCCUCUGUUUCCUGGCUCUGACAUACAGAGUGGUCACUCUGACUACAGCAGAGGAAGUUCAAAAGACUGAGCAGGAAACAGUGAAAACGGAGGAAGAGACACACCCUUUACAAAAUGGAGAUUCCCCAGUUUCUGAGGAACAAGUUGAAGUUGAAAAACAAGCACCUGUUGUGGCCUUUUGGACAUCACGCAAUAUAUAUCUGCUCCUGUUGCUGGGAAUAUCCAAUGCUUUGACCAACGGUGUGCUGCCAUCCGUGCAGAGUUUCGCCUGUCUGCCUUAUGGCACCAUGACCUUUCACCUCUCUGUCGUCUUGGGCAACAUUGCAAACCCUCUGGUCUGCUUUGUUGCCAUGUUUGUCCUACUUAGGUCCAGCAUUGGUCUUGGUAUGAUGUCACUGGGAGGCUGUAUUUUUGCUGCCUAUCUCAUGGCCUUGGCUGCGCUGAGUCCCUGUCCACCACUUUUAGGAAGUCAAUCUGGCGUUGCUCUUGUGAUCAUAUCCUGGAUCAUCUUCACUGGCUUGUUCUCUUACCUGAAGGUUGUAGUUGGGACUCUGCUUCAUGAAGCAGGGCAUGCAGCUUUGCUCUGGUGUGGAGUCUUCAUCCAGGCUGGCUCUCUUAUUGGAGCACUCACGAUGUUCCCUUUAGUCAGUGUGUACCAGGUCUUCCAGCGAGCCCAGGACUGCACAGACAACUGCAGUUAAUAUUGCAGCACUUGAUUUUACAUUCACCCCAUGCCUUUAUACAACAGCUUUAGGUGUGAAUCUAAAAUGGAAAAAGAUGGUAAAACUGAUGCCUUCACAGGACAUUUCAAGUUAAUGUCAAUGCAAAAAGAGUUGCACUUGAUCACAUUGCAUAUCUUUGUGUUACCCGAUGGAACAUUGAGAAUGUAAAGAAUAUGUGGUUGAUGCAUCACGUUACUUUGAAUGUGUGUGUGAACACCAUGACCUUGAUCUAGAUUAAGUGAGAAGUGUUUUCAUGCAACAAGACAAGACAUCUGUGGUUGGAAAUCAGAGCAGGUCUGAUUUCAUAAUGGAAAACCUCAGUGUCAGCAUGUCAGCAAUUGUUUAGACCAGAAAUCAGAAGUCAGCAAUCUGUAACUACAAUAUUCACUAUCUAAUGAGUAGACUUAUACUAUAUGCUUCAUCUGUGUAUAAUUAUACACAGUAUUUCGUUUAUUCCCAACAGCAAACUGUUAAAUUGUUGAUGAAUGCAAAUCAGGUAAGUUUAUAUUGUUCCUAACUGGAAUAACUAUGCUUUGUAUGACUCCAAGAUGAAAUUGCGUUUUGAUGACCAUAAGCAAAAAAUGUAUAUUAUCACAUUCCAGUAUUUCUGGAUUUAUAUUUAAACACUCAACUUUGUCUGCUGAAUAUCUGGUUUUGUUUAGUUUAAAAUUUUAGUUUUAAUGUACAUACAGAGUCUAAAUGUACUAUCGACAAUACGUCUAACUUAUCUGCCAUGUGUGAUGCUGCCAUGUUUUACCCUUUUGAUUUUGAAUAUUUUAGAUGCGAGGCCAGUAUUUUAAUUAAGGUUAAUCUCAUUUGGCAACUGCUGUUAUCUUACUUUUGUGACAUUUAUCAACAUUUUCAAAAAAUUGUUGUGUGUAAUUUUUUUGGCAUUUAGCACUAAUUAUUAUUGGCACUAAUUGCAUACAUUCAGAAUUUAUAUUUUAGAAACCGGGCUUAAAUCAGAUUUAGUUUUAUGAGAGCUGGAGAUAUGUGUUGAGCACUAACUGCAUUCCUGACGUCUAUGAUGCCAUAUAAUAUUUUCAGCCUCUUUGCCUUUUAAAUAUAGAGAUUUUUUUCUCACAUAGAAGUUAUAUGCUGUUUUUAAUUGUUCACAUGUUCUUACGCACUUUUUAUGUGCCGUUGUUAUAAGAUUUCAGAGCUUUGUAAGUAAUUUAAUGGUUUUUUGGCAUCAGCAGUUGUAUUGUAGUCACUUUUUUCCUACAUUCUUAUGUAAUAUAAUGGUUAUAGUUAAACUUUCACUGAAGCUGUGAUUGACCUGCUUAGCAAAGGAAACUUUUGUUACAUUUCCUGCCAGAAUGUACAUAAGGAAACAGCUCUCAUUGCUUACUGAUGAUGUUUUUAUCCCCAAAAUACGAAUUUUAGUGUUGCAUUUUUAUUAACAAAUGUAUGAUUAAUGUUAUUCUGAAUUAUAUACCUGCAUUGUAAUAAAUGAUCUACAAAUUACACAUUAAUUUUUUUCCCUUGAUAAAACAUCAACAGACAGGUGCCAUGGUUGGCUAGAAUAGUCACACCCACUCAUGCAGAGGAUAUAAGACAUUUCUCUCAUUGUACAGGUCAGAAUUUUGUCUCCAUAUGAUCAGCCUCAGAUCAUGUGAGUAUCUGUCAGUUGUCACAUAGGCUAUACCAAUCUUUUUUCUUAUUUUUUUUGUUUUACUUGUAAAUUAAAAAAUGCAUCUGUCAAACGUUGCAUGCUAGCUAGGUAGUCUGUAUGAUCAGUAUGUUUGUUGCAUAUGACAAAAAUAAUCACAAUUAAGUUUUGUAUAACC